CUGGCUUCAUCAACGUCUCCGACAUAGGACAUCCGCCCCAGGAAGGAGAGAUCUCUGGACUUUACUUCUCGAGGGAUGGAAUGGCUCCUGUAAGUUAAGUUAACAUAAAUAUUUAGUUGAUUUUUAAAUUGAUUUUCUGUGGUACCGUCUAAUAUCCCACUAGACUGCGUAUUCUUUGUUUGCAUCGGUAUUUCCUUUUACAAAAUUAUAAUCAAAGAGUUUCUGCCUAGCAAAGGCUGAGGUGAAAAUUAUUUAUUGCAAAUAAAUCUAUCGACUUCUAAUUUUAAUUUAGUUUUAUUGGUCGUGACUCCCAGUGGAGCUAUGCCAAAGAAGCAACCUAAUUUGUAAUAACUGUUAAGAGUCACCAAAUGUUACCUUGUGUUGUUUUAAGUUGCUCUUAUAGGUCCCCUGUUUUACUUUACGUACAUUAUCACAACACAAUAACUAGCCAGGCUCUGCUGACGGACAAACUUCGGGUGAAAGAGGACGUUAAAUGAUUAGAGGGUGCCUUUUAUGCUGAGUACAGGGAGGCGUGUCCCUUCAUUCUCAUAUGCGUCGCUUGGGACGCUUGGCCAGAAUGAGUGCAUUGUUUAAGCUGGGUCAUGGUAAAGGUGACCAGGCUAAUUUCCAUUGAUCAUUGAAUCAUUCUUAUUAGUGUAAGGCCCAGCUUAAUUUUGUAAUAUCACGUGGGGUAGCAAUGGAGCGAGUGUGAGCCAGCGGGUCUCAAAAAUAACUCUUGACUAAAACCUAUACUAGUAGCUACCGAAUUAUCAUCUCCUACCAAAAUUCCAAUUGUCAUAUCCUACUAUAUCUCGCAUCGUAAUCUACUACUAAAUAUCGCAUUUUCAUCCCCUAUCAAAUCUAGCAUUUCAAUCUAUUACUAAAUCACUAAUUGCAUCUCUAAAUCUCGCAUUGUCAUCUCCUACUAAAUCUAGCAUUGGCAUCUCCUACUUAAUCUGGCUUUUGCAUCUCCUACUUAAUCUCGCAUUGGCAUCUCCUACUUAAUCUCGCAUUGGCAUCUCCUACUUAAUCUCGCAUUGGCAUCUCGUACUUAAUCUCACAUUGGCAUCUCCUACUUAAUCUCGCAUUGGCAUCUCCUACUUAAUCUCGCAUUGGCAUCUCCUACUUAAUCUCGCAUUGGCAUCUCCUACUUAAUCUCGCAUUGGCAUCUCCUACUUAAUCUCGCAUUGCCAUCUCCUACUAUAUCUCACAUUGUCAUAUCCUACCAAAUCUCGCAUUGUCAUAUCCUACUAAACCGCGAAUUGUCAACUUUCGUGUUUGCCAUUUUACUUAUUUCGUUCCCGAGUAUGCGUCUGACUUUUGGAAGCCCCCUGACACAUUUCGGUUUCAUGCACCCCCACCCCUUCCAUCUACAUAUAAUAAUAAAUUAGUUAUUUUUCCAAUACGUAUAAUCUUUGGUCCAAUGAAAAGAACGAGACCCACAACAGUGGCAAGGAUGCAGGCCCCCACUUGACGCCCAUGUUUCUGACUAUAGUGGUUAUUUUAAUAUUUACAAAACAUUUUAAAAAGUGUUUGUCGUUUUUAUAAAUGACACAGGGCGCCAGGGCAAAACCUGGAUUUAGCAAGGGCGAAAAAUGUUUGACAAGGUUUGAGAACCACUUUUUGUUAACAGUUCGAAUUUUUUAGAGUCGGGAAUAAAUUUUACAAAUCUAACUUUUAAAAAUUAUGAUAAAAUAUUUUUAAUCCAUAAACCCAUUGCCUUUUUUUUUGGUCCUCUUCAUAAACACAACUAUUGAUUUGCUCUUAAGUCGAACUGUUGCUGGCGUGAUUUUCUGGUUACUGUGAUCAUAACACUAGUGGUUAAAUUGCCGGUGAAAAACGAAAAAAAACACCCAUUCACACAGUUUUCAUAUUUGCAACAUUUUUGAAGGCCAUUUAAGAAACAUAGCAAGAUUUAUUAUUAUGAUUAUUAUCAUCAUUUUAUUAUUAUAAUUUUAAUAUUAUCAUAUCGUUAUUAUGAUUUUAUUAUUAUCAAUGCAAUACGAGAAUCUAACAAAGGCUUACAUUAUUUUAAUUUUCCAGAUUCCGGGUACAAUAUCAGAUCUGAGGACAGAAGCCUGCGCUCAGUUAUAGCAACUGCCUCCGAAUUCCUGCCGAUGUCUAGCGCGGGACGACAAGAUUAUUCGUGUCAAGUGCAACAUAACCAUGAGAACUUAUUUUUCCUUCCAGCAUUUAUUGAUAGGUUACCACACUUAUCGUUAUACUGAUAGUAACCCUACAGAGCUGCUUCCUACUGUUUACAGUAAGUGACACUUGCCUCAAGCAUUUUAUCACAACUUUAUUGUUGUUAAAAUUGCAUUGCUGUAAAUUGCAAGGCUUGCUGGGGUCACUACGGUGAUUCAACAGUCUUUGUAAAGAGUUUAAAGCGUUCAAGUUUGAGCUGUGUCAAAGUGUGUGUGUUGAGCGAUUUAAUGUGUAGCGCCCUACCAUUACUCACACUUCCCUUGUUUGUGAAACCUUAUUUAUUUUUUAGCUUGUCCUAAAGAAUGGAUAGGGUCAUCCAAUUCCUAGAAUUUUUUCGGGAUAAAUCUAACACACUACCUAUAAUUAAGCCGGCAGCUUUUACCUCUAGAAGCGAUUUGCUAGACACUAUUAUUGCUAUAACAGGAACUGUCAUUGUUGCUAUAAUCCACUCCCCUUUUGUUCCUUGCUAUAAUCCAUUCAUUCCCCGUGAUAGCAGAUAUAAUCCACCCAGUCCCUGUAAUCCAUUCAAUCCCAGAGAUUUUUGCUAUAUCCCACACCCUUUUCUGUGAUUAUGUUUCUAAGGGAAUUGAGAAUUAUUUUAUCCGUUUGUAAAAAGUAGUCAUACACAACACUUAUUCGUAUGUCCUAAGCAUGACCUUACAUGAGCCAUACAACAUCUUCUCCACAAUGAAUUCUGAAACUGUCAUGACGUCCCAAAUGUAGACCAAUCGCUACUGUCUCUGAAAUCAGCGUGCAUUGGGUCCUUGUUUUUGUCAAUUUGAUAAAAGUAAAAGUUAGUUGUGCCGUGUUCCGCUCGUUUUUUGGGAAAACAGGCUCUAGUGUCCGUGAACCAGUUUAUACCACGUGUCUAUCCUGUUAGCUUCUGGCACGUCACCGUGCUCUCCUCUGACGUCUCUCCACCGUCGGUGACUUGUGUUUCUGUGUAUGACUUGGCUGCCUCGGCUUUUUGCCAUCAGUGACCAAGUCUCUCAUUGUACCAAUCUAUAUGGGUUUUCUGCGCUUCAAACUUCAAGAUCACUAGAGCAAAUCUUGAAUAGAAGAAAAUAAUGACUUCUAGUACCACUAUUUCUCACGCUUGUGACGUAGUGUGCACACUUUCCCGUGCCCUGUGUAUAAAUCCUCUAGAUCCACGUCGUUAGUCGACGCUGAGAGAACCUCGUUUUGUGACAUUCAACUCAGUAUAAGUUGAGCCCCCCCCCCGGGUCCCUUGUAAUCCUUUCUCUCAGGUUUGCCGAGACGUGGUAAACAUCUUUACUGGGGGUUCUGCAAACCCAUUAAGUGUUUCUGAGGCAGCCCCUUUCUGAACAUAUUCAGGGCUGCAUUAAGUGUUUCUGUGGCAUGCCCCUUUCUGAACAUAUUCAGAGCUGCAUUAAGUGUUUCUGAGGCAUGCCCCUUUCUGAACAUAUUCAGAGCUGCAUUAAGUGUUUCUGUGGCAUGCCCCUUUCUGAACAUAUUCAGAGCUGCAUUAAGUGUUUCUGAGGCAUGCCCCUUUCUGAACAUAUUCAGAGCUGCAUUAAGUGUUUCUGUUAUUCAGAGCUGCAUUAAGUGUUUCUGAGGCAUGCCCCUUUCUGAACAUAUUCAGAGCUGCAUUAAGUGUUUCUGUGGCAUGCCCCUUUCUGAACAUAUUCAGAGCUGCAUUAAGUGUUUCUGAGGCUGCCCCUUUCUGAACAUAUUCAGAGCUGCAUUAAGUGUUUCUGUGUCAUGCCCCUUUCUGAACAUAUUCAGAGCUGCAUUAAGUGUUUCUGUGGCAUGCCCCUUUCUGAACAUAUUCAGAGCUGCAUUAAGUGUUUCUGAUGCAGCCCCUUUCUGAACAUAUUCAGAGCUGCAUUAAGUGUUUCUGUGGCAUGCCCCUUUCUGAACAUAUUCAGAGCUGCAUUAAGUGUUUCUGUGGCAGCCCCUUUCUGAACAUAUUCAGAGCUGCAUUAAGUGUUUCUGUGGCAGCCCCUUUCUGAACAUAUUCAGAGCUGCAUUAAGUGUUUCUGAGGCUGCCCCUUUCUGAACAUAUUCAGAGCUGCAUUAAGUGUUUCUGUGGCAUGCCCCUUUCUGAACAUAUUUAGAGCUGCAUUAAGUGUUUCUGAGGCUGCCCCUUUCUGAACAUAUUCAGAGCUGCAUUAAGUGUUUCUGAGGCAGCCCCUUUCUGAACAUAUUCAGAGCUGCAUUAAGUGUUUCUGUGGCAUGCCCCUUUCUGAACAUAUUCAGAGCUGCAUUAAGUGUUUCUGAGGCAGCCCCUUUCUGAACAUAUUCAGAGCUGCAUUAAGUGUUUCUGAGGCAUGCCCCUUUCUGAACAUAUUCAGAGCUGCAUUAAGUGUUUCUGUGGCAUGCCCCUUUCUGAACAUAUUCAGAGCUGCAUUAAGUGUUUCUGUGGCAUGCCCCUUUCUGAACAUAUUCAGAGCUGUAUUAAGUGUUUCUGAGGCAGCCCCUUUCAGAACAUAUUCAGAGUUGCAUUUUGUUACUGUUGUGUCAUUCAAAGCUAAAAUAUGUUGUUGAGGUAGGUACCGUACAUAUAGGGUUAACUUGUGAUGUAGGUCAUUUGAGUAGUUGGACUAUCCUUUCAAGCUAGAAAAUCUAAUGCAUAACGAUGACCUCUUAAGUUUAUUGCCAGACACACCGUUUUUUCAGAUUAAUGUUACUUUCCAAUUUGGUCCAAGAACCCUCUUUUCGGUUAAGACAGCUCCCAUAUGGCUACUCAUUACAAGUAUCACUUAAUUCAACGGCAAUAAUAAAUAUGAAUUUUGCUUACAUAUAUGUUUUGAUCGUAAAAAUAAUAUUAAAUUCCUGAUACUAUUUUAAGGAGACACCUUAUGCGGAAAGAGGAAGUGGUCAUGUUCAGUAAAUCAAGGUAAGGAAGGAAUUUUUAAAAUUAGCUUAAUAAAAGACUAUUGUUUCCCGAAAUGUUCAUGGUUGGGGGUGGGGGGUGGGUGGGAUGAUUGGAAAGCCAGCCGUAAAAAAAAUAAUAAUUUAAUUUUCAAGUUUAAAGUUACACAAAUACAAUGUAUUCUUUUUGUCAUUUAAUUUCUGAAUAAAUACUGGUUUUUUGUUGAGUGACAAGAUAAACAAGCAAUACGAUGUUGUUCUUUCGGUGGAAAAGUGGCUUAGAGUCUAAUUAAAUUCUAAUACUGAAACAUAGCACACUGCAAUAGCGCCACUGAAAAGAAUGAUGAACCCCCUUGGAAGACAGAGAAGGGGGCGACCAUGCAGAUCAGUGUGCAUCAAGACAGGUUGCCAUCAUGGAGGAUUGCACCAGAUCAAGCUGCGGACAGAGCGUUUUGCAUCAAGACAAGCUGCUAUCAUGGCUUUUUUGCACCAGAUCAAGAUGCGAACAGACCAGUUUGCAACAAGUCAUUAUGCCAACAGAUGCCAUUUCCAACAGUUCCGGAUGUCACAAGGUGGGGAAGGCUCCAAUUAUAACCAUUGUGAAUGCUGUAGAGGUGAUACAAAAACUAGUGACUGCUUUGCAAUGCCGUUGGAUUAUUGUCAUAAAGUAACUCAUGUUUAAUUUCUAUCCCUGAAAUUUGAUUAAAUUACAAAGAUCCAUCUCAUACGGAAAAUAUUUUUUUUACAGAUUUGAGUGACUUAAAGAACAUACCUAAAAAAAAAUACUUAAAAAAUGCCUAAUUUAAAUUCUAUCAUUAGAAAUCCUUUCUAAAUAUUGUUUUCAAUGCUUUUUACAGGAUCCAGUCUACUUGGAGGCGGCUAUGUGAUGUCUGGUAAGUUAUACAUAAAUUAUCUAUUCUAAUCGGGAGGUCGCUGUGUCUGGUAAGUUUUACAUACAUGAUCAAGUCUACUAAAAGGAGGCUAUACUAUGUAUGGUAAACUAUACAUAAAAUUUAUCUAGUCCACUAGUAGGAGGCUAUGCUGUGUCUUGCACUUUAUAAUUAAUUUAUCUAGUCGUCUACAUGGAGGUGGCUAUGCUCUGUCUUGUAAUUUAUACAUAAAUUAUCUAGUCUACUUGGAGGUGGUUAUGCUAUGUCUCGUAAUUUAUACCUAAAUUAUCUGGAAUAAUUGGAUACGGAUAUGGGAUCCUGGUAAGUUAAACUAAAUUAUCUAGUAUACUUGUAGUCAGCUAUGAUCUUUCUGGUAAGUUAUACAUAAAUCAUUAAGUCUACGUGGAGAAUGCUAUGCUAUUCCUGGUAAGUUAUAUAUAAAUAAUCUAGUCUAAUCGGGAGGCUAUGCCAUCUGCUAAAGUUAUACAUAAAUUAUAUAGUCUACUUUGAGACGGAUAUGUUACGUCUAGUAAGUUAUACAUAAAUACUCAUCAUUCUGACCAGUUUUAUUGCACUUGUCGGCAGCGACUAAAACUACUGAGGGGGGGGGGAGGGAGUGACGUGGAAUAAUGGUGUUGGAAAGUGCAACAGCAACGGCUUACUGAUACUUAAGACAUGUGCUGAAUAUUGCCUUCUAAUCACAAAUAACCCUGUCAUGCUCUCUACGCGUAACAGGACCACCUGGAUGCACUUCCGUUCAAAACACGGGCACUGAAUAGAUUAUGUCAUCAUCAGAAACAGGAACUGCAGGGUGUGAGGGUGACUAAGGCCAUUUGCGGAACAGAAUGCUGGACGGACCCCCACCUCAUCGUCUAAAACAUGAGAAUCCACCUCCCAUCUAAAGGACGACCUCAGGCCACCAAAGCUGCAAAACGCGUCACCAUCAGUAGGCUGAAAAUCUCUGAAGUGAGACAAACCUUUUUGACACUCUGAAUGAACGCCUUGAUACCAUCACACUGGAAAAACAGGACGAGGAAACAGUGUGGACCACACUUCGUAAGUCGGUGUAUAGCACAGCAGCUGAGCGCCUCGGACCCUCUACCAGGAAACAGCAAACACAAGGAAUUCGUUUGAUGAAAAUAACUCAGCGAUCCAAACGCUACUUGAGCAAAAACGUCGGUUGUACAAUGCCCUCCUUUGGUGACCCAAUUUCCACAGCGAAAUCAGCUUGCUUCAGUGAGGGAGGAUUAUCCGCAGCAAGAUCCGGUUGUAAAUGCACCCGAUGUGAGACUCUUUGCAGAGUGUGAAAGCUGACGAGAUUAAAAAAAAAAAAACCUCGCUCCGACAUGAUUCCUGCCGAAAUAUAGAAAAAAAGGUGGAUAAGGGCUAACAGAUAAGCUAUUGCACUAUUCCAGAUCAUCUGGCAGACGGAAACUUUACCACAUGACUUCAAAGAUGUCUGAAUUAUCCACAUGUAAAAACAGAAAGGAAAUCGCAAGGCUUGCGACAUUCCCACAUUCACUGCUGUCCAUCGUGUGCAAGAUCUUGGCCCAAGCCCUUCUGAAAGGCUUGAAUCUGGAGCUAGGUCUCCUAACCGAAAUUCAAUGCGGCUUCCGCAAAGAAUGCUGAACUAUCUAUAUUGAUUUUGCUACCAGGAAGUUCUAAGAAAAUGCUUUGAGAUAAAUACGAACCUAAAUACCAAUCGAAAUAGAUUAAGAGUGAUUGACAUUUGCGGUCUCGAUCUAAAUGAACCAACCAGAAAAUAUUUCCUUUAGAGGAUUGCGUUUUUAAUACAUAAAUGCCCACGUGCCUGCCUAAGAACUUUUCUGAUACUUUAGAAACAAAGCGGAAGACCAUAUUCUGUAUAUUUAUUUGUGUUAACGUGCUAAGCAGUUGAGUAGAUUUCGUUACUCAGGUGAUAUUUUGAUUGCCCCCCCCACCCCCGCAAUGGACCACUCUACCCUUUGGAGCUUGAAACUACGUUUUUGAGAGGUAAAAACUGCUAUGACACUAACUCAGCGUUAACCAGGUCUGAUGUAGUGAUAAUGUAGAAAUGUUAAUACUUGAAUACCCGUUUUACACUCUCUUGACUUUGACUGGAAAACUUCUGAUACACAUCUCGACUUCUACUUUCUACACUGUCUUGGCUUUGACUAGAAAAUUUCUGAUAGACAUCUGUUUAUAAAAAGUCCUUUUAACUUUUACGUUAUUAUAACCAUUUCCGAUGUCCAGUCAGGCUUUCGAUACAAUGCCUAGGCAGUUGGUCUUAAUGUCUCGUGUAAUUCACACCAUGGAUGGCAACUAAUCUAAGAGAAGGCAAACUCUUUAAUCGAAAUCAGGUGCUAGAGUCCAGCAGGCCGUUAGCUCAAUGAAAAUCCCGGCAACUUCUGAAAAGUAGAACGAAUAAAGUGCGCAUUGAAACACAAGAAACACUACUCGUCAUCUACUGCAUCCUGUACUACUCUAGUCAUCUUGACUUAAAUUAAGCCAUUGGAACAAAUAGUCUAGAAGGACAGCGUGAGAUUGACAAAUUGAGCAGCUCACCAUCUCUUAACUAAAUACAGCUGAAUUUGAAGCAUUGGUUAUCUUCGAAUUCCAAGAACGAACUAUAUUUAUGUAUAUUUCAUAACUUGACCGGCAUUACCAGACACUCUAUAGAAUGCCUAAGCAACAUGUUUACUUUCUAUUAUACUUUACACCUUGAUUAGUAUGACCAGACAUUGUAUAGAAUGCCUAUUUUACAAGCUUCCCUGCAAUAUGUACAUUGGCAAAAUGUUUGCCUGUGGCAAUAGACACUUUCUCAACCCAAGGGACAAUACAAUAGAUUCCCGGUUUCAAAAGAAUAUAAAAUGUUUUGCUUCUUAAUGUUCAUUAAACUCUCUUAUUUUUAUACAAACAUAUUCAACCGUUUCCUAAUUCCGCAGGUAUCGCCAUCAUCUGCACUGCUUUGUUCUUCACGGUCUCUUCGCUGUUUCCCUAUGGCCAAUGACAUCAACCACAUCGGAUGAAGCCUUGAAACUAAACGCUUAA
Messenger RNA from Lymnaea stagnalis (great pond snail), 8960 nucleotides. NCBI's taxonomy places the organism in Eukaryota, Metazoa, Mollusca, Gastropoda, Lymnaeidae. The record is from the annotation of a GenBank genome assembly.